This is a messenger RNA of Aspergillus luchuensis, 924 nucleotides long. RefSeq lists its product as uncharacterized. Gene Ontology annotation, biological process: mitochondrial respiratory chain complex III assembly. Gene Ontology annotation, cellular component: mitochondrion. The transcript has 3 exons. The record is from RefSeq and is a predicted model, not a curated record. Lineage: Eukaryota; Fungi; Ascomycota; Eurotiomycetes; Eurotiales; Aspergillaceae. The coding region runs from base 1 to 924 and encodes 307 amino acids.
AUGCCUUCCGCAGGCCCGAAGAACCUGUCCCUUCGGGGGCUCUACAAUUUUCAAUGCCCGCGGCCUCAGGUACAGGCGUAUAAUCAGUCACUUCUAACAUCGAUUCAUGCUUCGAAGCCCUCGGUAUCUCACCGCUGCACUAGCCAUCAGCAACAACCGCUGGCCUCAUGCUUCGCUCUUCCUUCGCAAAGUCGGCGAAAUUCUUCCCAGCUAGCUCGCGCGAUCGGGCCGCGCCCUGGUACUGCAGCAGAGACCUACGUCGCCUACGGAAUGACACAGAAGCUAUUCGAGGCCUGCUCCAAACAAGCAGACUACAAGAUACCUCAGUUGUCUCAAAAAGGAGCUCAGGUUCCCAAGACAAGUGCCGGGGAAGACUUGGGAGUAGGUGAAGGAUGGUGGUAUGAAGAAUUGGGUCUCGUUCCUACUUUCUCGACAUGGUCGCAGGUUACAUUCCUGCACAUGUACUUAUUGACGGUCCGGUUGCGCGCGUUGCCGUCGCACGAUAGCCUUCAAACCUACUCCCGCCAUUUGAUCGACCACUUCUCACAUAGUGCCGAGCAUCGCAUGGAUGUGCUUCACGGGUUGACGAGCCGCGGUAUACGCAAUAAGUUCCUCAAGGAUCUUUUUAUCCAAUGGCGCGGUGUUUUGGCAGCCUACGAUGAAGGCCUAAUUAAGGGAGAUGCAGUGCUGGGAGCUGCCGUUUGGAGAAACCUCUGGAAGGCGAGCCAUACUGCACCAGACGGCAAGGACUUGGAUUGGUCGAAGAUAGCUCAGGUCGUUGCGUAUAUGCGGCGAGUACUUUCCGAACUCAAUCAGGUGCACGAAGCGGACUUGGUCUUCCAACUGGACCGGCAAAGGAACGGGAAGCCGGGUAUUUUCUCUCAUUCCGAAGUCGAUCAGAAGAUGGUCGAUAGCAAGCGGUGA